This is a messenger RNA of Leptidea sinapis, 3286 nucleotides long. RefSeq names its product acid sphingomyelinase-like phosphodiesterase 3a. Bases 193 to 1560 code for a protein of 455 amino acids. The transcript has 10 exons. The record is from RefSeq and is a predicted model, not a curated record. NCBI's taxonomy places the organism in Eukaryota, Metazoa, Arthropoda, Insecta, Lepidoptera, Pieridae.
GCGCGUUGACCCGAGCGCUCGCGUUUUCUGCCGCGUAGUGAAGUGUCCGUGUUAGAGUUUAUUUCGUGAUUUAUGUAGAGACUUUUGGACAUCGAACCACGCCGAUGAAAAACAUUAAUAUGUGAGAUGCAAAAUGUCUCCAUUCCUGGGAAGCCCCUAUGGAUUGUGCCAGCAACCAUGUAAUAUCUUAACAUGACUCCCAUCACAUUUGCCAUCUUUAUUACAAGCCUAUUCUGGCUUAACUUGAGUGAUGCUAAAAUAGGUUACUUUUGGCACAUCACAGAUCUCCAUUAUGACCCCUUUCACAACUCCCCGGAGUUCCAUAGAGGUUGCAAGCACAAUCGCGCUAAUAGCGAGCACAAUCACAGAAAUGGGCGACACCGCGACCACACAUGCGACAGCUCCUGGCCUCUCAUACAAAGUGCCGUGGACUUUAUGGCACAGCGACAUCCGGAUACGCUUGAAUUCGUACUAUGGACGGGAGACAUACUUUCAUCGUCGAUGGAACACUUAAGCGAUGAAGUGAGGCUGGAGGCAGUUAGAAACGUCACCGACAUUCUCGGACGGACGUUUAGCAGUCAGUUCGUGUUCCCCGCACUAGGGCACAACGAUCCCCCACCGUCGCGGAAGCUGGUUGAUAUGUGGAUGCAAUGGCUACCUUCCGAUGCUUUGCAGACUUUUGAAACUGGUGGAUAUUACACUAUAGAACAUUCGUACAGCAAACUUCGUAUCGUAGUACUGAACAGUGUGCUGUGGUCAGGAGGAGCGACAAAGACUGAUGUACCUCACAGGGGGAGGGCGCAGUGGGAAUGGUUGGAACAUGUGCUAAGUAAAGCCCGGAGAAAAAAUGAAAUGGUAUACCUCGUAGCCCACUCUGGACCAGGCGUUGAGGAGAGGCACAAUGCUGGAAGCUCAUCAGCAUCAGGUGGUGGCGAGCUCACUCCGACAGCCAAUGCAAGACUAGUUCAUGUCGUCAGAGCAUUCAGUGACGUCAUUGCCGGACAGUUUUACGGACAUCGCCAUGCUGAUACAUUCAGGAUUAUAUACAGUGAAGGUCGUCCUGUGUCAUGGGCGUUGUUGGCACCGUCAGUAACUCCAAGAGGUGCUGGCAGCAUUUCCAAUCCUGGGUUGAGGCUGUAUAAGUUUGACACAAAUAAUGGAAAAGUACUAGAUUAUACUCAGUAUUAUUUAGAUGUAACAGGUAAAAGAGGAGGAGAAUUACAUUGGGGUGUGGAAUAUAACCUAACUCAAUAUUACGGGCUAAGAGAAGUGACAGCCGCCUCCUUAGACGGUCUUGCCAAAAAGAUUAGAAAUAGCAACGAUAGGACUAUGCUUUAUAAGUACCUGACUGCACUUCGGGUGCGUCAUGUCACAGACUUCUCAGACUGUGACAUCGCCUGCGUCCAUGUUCACUACUGUGCGAUAACUCAUGCGGACUUCCAUGAGUUUCGCUCCUGUGUUCGCAACCCGGCUUCGGCACUCGCAUCCCGUGCUCCCAAUCUAUCCAACGCAAUUAUAUCCUACGCCAUCAUUAUUUUAUGUUUUUCUAAAAGGUACUAAUAUUUUAUGUUAAAGGAUAUUAUGUGUUAGAUAAUUUAAAUAUUAAAUCCUGCAUAUAGUGACUUUAUCCAAGAUAUUUUAUUUAAAUUGUAUGUUAGAAUAAUGACAAUUUAUGAAAUAUUAUAUACCUCCUUUCUAAUGCCAGUUGUAAUUCAAAACUUCAUGCCUUUCAGUCAUGCCUUUAAUGACACGUUUUAUGAUUUAUUAUUUUUUUAAUAUAUGAAUUACCUACAGUCUUGUUCGCCUGUAAUUGAAUUACUAAUACUGUGGUCUGUUAUUUUAGUAAUGUUUAUAGUCUGUCUCUAUCUGAGCAAUUUCGUCUGAUGUUGGCAUCUCUGUAUUUAAAUAAGUUAUAGCCACUAUAUAAUUAUUAAAAAUUUAAUUUGAUAUUUUUUUUUUUGUAUUUCCUAAUAACUUAAGCCAUCAAAGGCAUCAAAGGCAAAAUACAUAGGAAGAUAUCAGAGAUACAUUAACAUGGAUUACUUUAUCACAAUCUUAAUUCUAUGGACUUAUUUUUAUUUUAAAUUGUAAAUAUGAAAUUCUUAUUAUUCUUAUGAGAUAUAUGUCUUGAAACCUUAAAAAAAUCAGUCGAUUUUUUUGUUUAUUUUUUUCUAAUUUCCAACAUAACAUAUUAUGAAAAAAAAACUCGCAUCAUUUAUUUUGCUUAAUGUUUUUUACUUUUUAAGUUACAUUUUUAUAAUUAAGUAAGACUUUAUUCCUAGCGAUCAUAAUAUCGUUUUUCAUAAUGGUACAAAGUCAUAUACUGUGCCGUACGUGUCGUAGCUCAACCAGAAAACUGCAAUUUCAAACUCGAAGUAGUUUCAAUACGUGACAUCAGUACCACAAUGAAAUACUCAAUGCAGAGUUUAAAUCUUUAGAAUCUCUGUGAUUUUAGUAAAAAAAAAUCCUUUCUUGUUAUGAUUUAACCACGAUAGUAUCGUUAUUACUUUUAUGUGUAUAAUAUAAGUAUAAGAUGUGUGUAUAUUUUAGAUAUAAGUCAAAUAGGUAAUACAACUAUGUAUUUAAAUUCUAACAGCCCUACAAAUAAACUUGGUUAUAAAGUUAUACCAGAGAAUAAACCAAGAAUAUGCAGAAUGUUGACUAUAGCUAACAACACUGUCAAUACAAUGAUAAUUCUGAAAUUUUCAGAAUGUCUAGCAGCCUUGCAAAUAAACGCGGGAAACGUUGUGUGUCCGAUUAAACUAAUAAGCAAAAGCGCUAUUUGUAAACCUUUUUCAUAUUCUUGGUUUAUUCUAAGUUAUAAUUUUAUACCAAGUUUAUUUGUAAGGCUGUAAAACUUUCGUGAGACAUUAUUAACUUUUUUUAUAUCGACCUUAACUCACGAUUAAUCGGUGUUGGUAGCGUUGGUGCACCCCGCACCCGCCAUCCUUUCGCAGCGCAUUACGAGCAUAAAUUCGCAGUGCUAGAUGGGACGCGAGCGCAAACUCACAACACUAACACUGAUAAAGGACCUCUGAUUGGUCUGAAACAAGUCAGUACCAAUACUGAUAAGCCGCGAGUUAAGCCGAUGUAAAUAAAUAAAACUAUGAGUAUUAUUUUCUAUUUCAUAUAACGAUUUAAAUGUACUGUAAGUAAUAAUAAUUUAAAUACACACAGCACAGUAAAGUAAUGUGUUUAUUGAGUUUUGGUAUAAAUUUAUAGAUAUGUAUACAUUUAAUUUAAAUAUUUUUAGUUAAAUCUAAGAACCUUUUAAUUAAUAAUUGUG